AAUGGUCUUAGAAAAAACCUAAUCAAUAAUUUAAUGUGUGGUCUCCUUUUUAAAAACUAUCCAUCAUGUCGCCUCAGUGGUUUUGUAAACAACAGCCUUGUUAACAGUACAAAUAAAACUCAAAGGCCAUCUAAAGGGAGUCCGUGCACUUUUGACCGGGAAACCCCGUCUCGCCGCCAUUUUGUAAGACAUCCCGGAAGUUGUAUAGAAGAAGGUGAACUCAUAAACAAGUCUAGCUAGCAAACUAUUACAUAGCUAGCGUAUUUCUGUUGCACAUUUUGAAGGGUAAUAACAAUAUUUUUGUUUAUAGAUUGCCUAUACGGCGUUUAAUAGGUACGGUUAAGACCAAGUUGUUUUGGAUAUCGGGAUUUGAAGAACCUACGUGAAGAGGAAACUAUAGCUAGUUACAUAGCUAGCAUUAUUUGUCUCGUAUGUUGCUAGCGCGCUAGUUUGCACCAAUUCCGUUUUGAGGCGAUUUCCACAGAUACAACAGCCAGCGUUCAGGUUUUUACUGUCGAAGGCCUGAGAAUUUGGAUUUUUCAAGUUCCAAACCAAAGAAUGCAUUCGAAUUAGACAGAACUCCCAAUGGCAGACGACUUUGAUAUUGAGGCGAUGCUCGAAGCACCCUACAAGAAGGGUGACAGCAAGUCCUAUAGUGCAAACGGCUAUGAAGAACACAGCAGGAAGAAAAGGCACAGUCGAAGUCGCAGCCCAAGUCCGGACCGCCGCAGGAGUAAGAGCAAAGAGCGCAAGAAGGGCAGGGACAGACGUAAGAGCCGCAGUCGGGAGAGGAAACAAUCAAACAUCAAAGAGCACCGUUCUCGAAGUCAUGAAAAGCAUGGACGUUAUCGAGCUCACAAAAGCCCCCACCGCAAACGUUCUAGAAGCAAGAGCCCGGUUAAAAAAGAGAAGAGUCCAAUCAGAAAACCAAUUGAUAAUCUGAGUGCAGAGGAGAGAGAUGCCCGCACAGUAUUCUGCAUGCAGCUGGCUGCCAGAAUCAGACCCAGAGACCUGGAAGAGUUCUUCUCUGCUGUGGGCAAAGUACGUGAUGUGAGGAUGAUUUCAGACAGAAACUCUCGCAGGUCUAAGGGUAUUGCAUAUGUUGAGUUUGUGGAGGCCACCUCCGUGCCCCUAGCUAUUGGACUGACAGGACAGAGGGUGCUGGGAGUGCCAAUCAUUGUUCAGGCCUCACAGGCUGAGAAAAACAGAGCUGCGGCAGCAGCAGCAGCUCUUAACUUGCAGAAAGGCAAUGCAGGGCCAAUGAGGCUGUAUGUGGGCUCCCUGCACUUCAACAUCACAGAGGAAAUGCUCAGAGGCAUAUUUGAGCCUUUUGGGAAGAUUGAAAGUAUCCAGUUGAUCAUGGACAGCGAGACAGGCAGAUCAAAAGGUUAUGGGUUUAUAUCGUUUGCAGAUGCUGAAUGUGCCAAGCGUGCCCUAGAACAGCUAAACGGCUUUGAGCUGGCUGGCCGGCCCAUGAAGGUGGGUAACGUGACCGAGCGCUCAGAUGGCUCAUCAGCAAGCUCUUUCUUGGACAACGAUGAGUUGGAGAGAACAGGCAUCGACUUGGGGACCACAGGCCGCUUGCAACUGAUGGCACGACUUGCAGAAGGUACAGGUCUACAGAUUCCCGCAGCUGCAAAGCAGGCUCUUCAGAUGAGUGGCUCUAUCCCAUUUAGCAACUUUCCUGGAGUGAUCCCUGCACCAAGCAUGAACCAGGCCAUGAACCUCCCUACCCAACCCCUGGCCACUCACUGCCUACAGCUCUCAAACAUGUUCAGCCCACAGGCAGAAAAUGAGCCUGGCUGGGAUAUAGACAUUCAGGAUGAUGUCAUUGAAGAGUGCAAUAAACACGGAGGUGUUGUCCACAUAUAUGUCGACAAGAAUUCUGCUGAAGGUAAUGUGUAUGUGAAGUGUCCGUCUAUCCCGGCCGCUAUGGCUGCUGUCAGCGCCCUACAUGGACGUUGGUUUGCAGGCAAAAUGAUCACUGCGGCCUAUGUGCCCCUCCCAACCUACCACAAACUCUUUCCUGACUCAGUCACAGCCAUUCAGCUGCUGAGACCAACACGCCGGUGAUCCACAGUCCAUGCUGCACAGUCCAAUUCUUCUGACUCUCUCUGUCUCUCUACAUAGCCUGGAGAUGCGGACAUCGCCCUGCCCUUUUUAGGACAACUGUUGUCUGUCCCUGGAGGUCCAUAGCACAUUCUAGAUCUCAGAGGUACAAAGUUGCCUGAGGGUGUAUUUGAAAGCUAGCUGGACUGGGUUAGAAACCAAGACCCUGGGCAAUCAGUCUGGAUGUACUCAGCUGUCUGGGAUCACUUUAAGUUUUUAGCUUUUUGUAAUCACUUUGAUUUUGUAAAGAACUCUGCAAUUAAAAUGGCUUUGAAAAUAA
This is a messenger RNA of Tachysurus vachellii, 2389 nucleotides long. It is a transcript of the gene rbm39b, whose product is annotated as RNA binding motif protein 39b. Bases 586 to 2073 code for a protein of 495 amino acids. Lineage: Eukaryota; Metazoa; Chordata; Actinopteri; Siluriformes; Bagridae. The record is from RefSeq and is a predicted model, not a curated record. Gene Ontology annotation, cellular component: nucleus. Gene Ontology annotation, biological process: mRNA processing. Gene Ontology annotation, molecular function: RNA binding. The transcript has 16 exons.